UCAAAGUCGGAUGUGUUGCAUUUGUACAGGAAUUUGUUGCGCAACAGCAAGAAAUUCUGCAAUUAUAAUUUCAGGGAAUAUUUUUUGAGGAGAACCAAGGAAGAUUUCAAGUGUCACAAGAAUGAGUCAGAUCCCAGCAAGGUUCAACAACUCCUUGAGAAAGCCAGACAAGAUCUCGUCGUGAUUUCUCGACAAGCUACUCUCAGCCAGAUGUAUGCCGCCGAUCGC
Messenger RNA from Guillardia theta CCMP2712, 228 nucleotides. RefSeq lists its product as hypothetical. The transcript has a single exon. Gene Ontology annotation, cellular component: mitochondrion; L-cysteine desulfurase complex. Lineage: Eukaryota; Cryptophyceae; Pyrenomonadales; Geminigeraceae. The annotation marks the transcript as partial. The record is from RefSeq and is a predicted model, not a curated record. Gene Ontology annotation, biological process: iron-sulfur cluster assembly.